Messenger RNA from Sinocyclocheilus rhinocerous, 647 nucleotides. RefSeq names its product synuclein-like. Gene Ontology annotation, biological process: synapse organization; synaptic vesicle endocytosis; chemical synaptic transmission. Bases 1 to 300 code for a protein of 99 amino acids. The transcript is spliced from 4 exons. Gene Ontology annotation, cellular component: neuronal cell body; cytoplasm; axon terminus. Lineage: Eukaryota; Metazoa; Chordata; Actinopteri; Cypriniformes; Cyprinidae. The record is from RefSeq and is a predicted model, not a curated record. Gene Ontology annotation, molecular function: cuprous ion binding.
AUGGAACUUCAUUCGGUGUUUUUCUACCAAUCCGCAAUUUCUGAAGAAUAUUUCAUGUUUAUUUCUCAUAUUUCAGGUAACAAGACAAAAGAGGGAGUGGUGUCAGGCGUAAACACAGUUGCCCAGAGGACCACAGACCAGGCGAAUAUUGUCGGUGAAACAGCGGUAGGCAGCACUAAUGAAGUUGGACAGAAGACAGUAGAGGGGCUGGAGAAUGUGGCUGCAUCAACCGGCCUGGUCAACCCGGGUGACUUCUCUCAUGGGGGCAUGGAAGGAGGAGACGGUGGAGAGGGUUAUUAGUCCAGAGGCCUGAAGCUGAACCGGUCCCCUCUCUUCCCCCUGAGUUUCUGCUCCAAAGCCUCACCCCUUCCAGACUCCAGAUGUUGCUGAUAUUUUUUUGUGACUGUAUGGAAAACCAGAGUUGAAAAAGACUUUCCCUGAGCCCUGUAGCCGUUAGAUGUGUGACGCUUCCCCUCCUCUCCAUCUGUGGUGUCGUCAUGCUGUUCUCUAGUGUUACUGUCAUUCCUCUUCCCAUCCACACCUCAUCUAAAACACACACACACACUCAUACAUACACACAAAAUGAAGCCCAGAGGCUGAUAUCAGAGGUUGAGGUGGUCUUUUAGGAGCAUGGCUGGGGGAAAAAA